Messenger RNA from Australozyma saopauloensis, 702 nucleotides. RefSeq lists its product as uncharacterized. NCBI's taxonomy places the organism in Eukaryota, Fungi, Ascomycota, Pichiomycetes, Serinales, Metschnikowiaceae. The coding region runs from base 1 to 702 and encodes 233 amino acids. The record is from RefSeq and is a predicted model, not a curated record. The transcript has a single exon.
AUGUUAUCUCAAUUUUUUUAUUCUUCUACUAGAUACUGUUAUGAAUUAUUUGUUUCUUUGAAAGAAAUUCAAGUGCAUCUAUCCAUUUUGUCAGUUCAGGUAUGUAAUACUAGUUCCACAAAUUGCAGCCAAGUACAUCACCAAUUACAACCAAUGACACAAAGAACUCCUCGCCUUUUCCAUGUCCUAGAUUACCGUGGAGCUACCAUAGAGGACUUGGACAUCAGACCAGCCAUCUCAAUCAGCCCUUUGACCACUUUGAGAAGGGCUUUCCAGGUUGCGUUUGAGAACGAAUUCACAUUUCUUCCAGUAAUCCUGAACAUCAAUAAGAGACUUCUCGGAGUUUUAAGUGUACUGGAGCUUAGUCCCACGCAGCUCAAAAAGGCCGGGCCAGAUGCCCUUGUCAAGGACCACAUGCUUUGGUUCAGCCAAAAUGCUCGAGAGAAGUAUGCGCAAGAGAUCCAGAACAGUAAAGAUCUCAAUGUCGCCACGCCUCUCAACACAAAGAUUUUCAAACCAAAGCCAACAAGAGGUAAGCAGUAUGAGGUUUUGACGCCCUUAAGUGCGUUGGAAGAUCUUGCCAAGUUUUUCAAUUCAGGCAACUACUUCGCUAUCAUCACAACUGGCGAAGGCAAUUUGGUGUAUGGUGUUGUGACCCCGGAGGAUUUGUCCAAGUACGAGAAAUCUCGUCCUAGGUUGUGA